This is a messenger RNA of Petromyzon marinus (sea lamprey), 2972 nucleotides long. Its product is annotated as anosmin-1-like. Lineage: Eukaryota; Metazoa; Chordata; Hyperoartia; Petromyzontiformes; Petromyzontidae. Gene Ontology annotation, molecular function: protein binding; peptidase inhibitor activity. The record is from RefSeq and is a predicted model, not a curated record. Gene Ontology annotation, cellular component: extracellular region; cell surface. Gene Ontology annotation, biological process: neuron differentiation.
CAAUCUCUCUGAGAUUGGAGCGCGCACGUGGAGUCGAGACUGCAGCAUCAACAGCUGCUUGCAGGAGCAGCAGCAGCAUCGCGAGCGUUGUCAUCGACAGCAGCUUCGGCAGCUGCAUCUGCGUCAUUAGCAACAAUAGGAACGGCAUCAUCAUCACCAGCAAAAUCGGCAACAUUGCUACCACCAGCAACAUAAGUCAGAAAUAUCACCAGCAGCAGCAACAGCAACAUCAUCGUCAGCAUCCUCUGCAACAUCACCAUCAACCACCACGAUCGGCAACAUCAUUCUCAUCAUCAGCAGCAGCCCCAUCAAUCCGCCAAGCAUGCGGGCAGCGCUGCUUGCAGUGCUGGCGACACUGGCGUGGGCAGCGGAGUCGGGGGCAGCACAGGGACCCCCGAGGGGUCGCGGGCGGCUGAUGGGGGACACCGGGGAUCCGGAGGGCCUGGGGGACCCCGGGGACCCAGACCCCGGGGUCCGCGAGGCGCGCUGCUCGGCGCGGUGCCUCUCGCUCCACACGGCGCGACUCGUGGCGGCCUUCGCAGGAGACCUGCAGGACCCACGGGUCAUGUCUUGGUGUCAAGCAAACAGACGAUGUCAGCAGUGCAUGCAACCCUGCCAGCCAUCAUGGGACACAAACUCCACCUCCUGUCACAAGAUAUGCGAGAGCCGCUACGAGUGCUCUGCGAGCUGCGAGUUCGCUCACUCGCUCCUCUCCUCCUCCUCCUCGGCGCGGCCCGGCUCGUGUGCCCCUCCCGCUCGCGCUCGCGGUUUCGCCGCCGCCUGCGUCGCCGGUUGCCGUAGCGAUGCCGACUGCCCGGCUCCGAGGAAGUGCUGCCCCAACGGCUGCGGCCGGACCUGCCAGGCGCCCAGGGGCCUCUACGCAGGCGUCCCCCUGCGUCCCCGCCCCUCGCUGUCUCUGCGGGAGUCCCCGGACGGAGACGCCAAGGGCGUCUCUCUCCUCGUCUCGUGGUCCUCACCCGCUCGCGUCUCCGUGGCGACAGCGCUGCACGUGCUGCAGGCACAACAGCAGGGUCACGGGACAGGUCCCCCAUCGCCGUGGAGGACAGUUGCCAUGACCCCGGGGGAGAAUGUGCUUGUGCUGGGCCUGCGCCCCGCUCGCUGGUUCCGAUUCCGCGUGGCGGCUGUGAACGCGCACGGCACGCGCGGGUUCACCCCGCCCAGCGCCGCCUACAGGUCCUCGCUUGCUCCCUCGCCUCCCCCUCCGCCUUCCCCCUACGUGGAGUGGUUCGGACGUUCUGCCGAUGGAGGCCUCUCAUUGGCCGCCCACCUGGCCUGGAACCCGGCAGCUGACACGGAUCUACCAAUCGCGCGCUACAAGUUGUUCUACGGGCGGCCCCGCACCACGGCAACGGGCGAGAGGCAUCAACGACUCGCCAUCAACGGGUCGGCACGGCACGUGACGCUGCAGCCUCUGAAGCCGGACUCAGACUACGUGGUUCAAAUGCAGGCCCUGAGCGAGUGGGGUCAGAGGUCGCUCAAGAGUUCGAAGGUCGUGCUCACCUUCCGCACCCCGCCCCUCGACUCCUCCGCAUUCGCGACCAAAUUACUCCACAAAGAUGGGAAAAAUCCCUCUACUUCAGAAAGUAGUUCCUUUUCCGUUGCCAACGGUAACUGGACGAGAGGAUCUGAUUGGCUGCCGGGAGGAACUGUGGAGGAGUCCGAGAAGCAGGAAGAGGGGGGUGUUGAGAAUUCCCUCUCGGAGUCCCACAUCGCGCCACACGGACACGACAAGAGCCACGCCCACCGCAAAGAUGGCCGUUCAGCGAUGGGCCACCACGUGGAGAGGAGGCAGCACAGAAACUCGUAGAAGAGGGGAGGCCAUUUUACAUACAUAGCCCUACUCAUUGUUUUGUGAACAUAAUUGUCACCAGCCAUGAUAUAGCCAUCACAGAGAGACCAAUAAACUCAAAUAGAAACGCAUAGACCAGCAGUGGCCAAUUGUCGUCUCCCGAGCCGCAUGCAGCUCUUUAAUCCACCACACACGGCUCUAUCAAAGGGGCAUAACGUAGAACGUACUUUUACAGUUGCAAAGAAUGUUGAAUGUCUCCCGUGCUGUGCCGAAAACUGUCAAUAUACACACAUUAAUAUAUACACUUGGCUCUUUGCAGAACUCAUGAGUACUUUUUAGAUAUUGGUCUGUUGCAGGGUGGUCACCCCUGGCAUAUACUGAUGUGUAAACCCAUAGACUCGCAUAAAGAUUCAUAGACUCGGAGACUUGACAGAAUCGCAUUGACUCGCACAGAGACCCACAGAUUACAGAGACUUACAUAGAGACCCACAAUACUCACAUUGAGACCCAUGGGUUUCCCAUAGGGACCCAUAGAAUCACAUGUACUUAUCGACUCACACAGAGACAUGUAGACUCACCUAGAGACCCAUAAAGUGACAUUCUGCGUUGUGAUUAAAUUGAGUUAUCAAGAGUAGGGAGUUAAUGAUAUCAGCCUGGCCACCACUAGACUUAUAACGAUUUAACCCUUGGCAAUAUGAUGUCCCGUACUGGUUGCAAUUCGAUUCAGGAAUCAAUUCUUAUCGUUUUAUGUCGCGUUUGUACAUUUUGUUCUGCUAGGUUUGCAUAAUUCUUACAGUAUCACAUCAUUUGCGUAUUAUUUGCAUAAAUCGUCAAUCGAUUUUUUUCGCCCACAUAUCGGAGAGCGAAUACAUAAUAUUUCGUCGAUUAAUCUGUGGCUCUUAUAAUGUACGACUCCUCCGUCAAACCACUGCUGGACGAGGGCCUCCUCACGCUGUGUGGGCCGUGGGGGUUAUUUGACCAUACUUCACCAUGCCGGUCAUUGUGGGUUGGUGAAAGGGGAGUCCCAAGACCGGUUAAGAUUAUCACUUGCAGCUGGUGUUAGCCGUUGCCGGGAAUCAAACUCAGGUGUACAGGGUGGCACGGGGGUUAUAUUUAUUUUAAUAAGUCACAUCGAAUUAUUGAAUUCAUUUUAACAAAUGUU